Molecule: messenger RNA, 7283 nt
Organism: Syngnathus typhle (broad-nosed pipefish)
Lineage: Eukaryota; Metazoa; Chordata; Actinopteri; Syngnathiformes; Syngnathidae
Product: receptor-type tyrosine-protein phosphatase gamma-like
Exons: 29
Coding region: 415-4578 (1387 amino acids)
Biological process (GO): protein dephosphorylation
Molecular function (GO): protein binding; protein tyrosine phosphatase activity
Source: RefSeq, a predicted model, not a curated record
AGACGUGACUUCCCGGAUGGAUGUGGAAAUGCGCAUCCUCGAAAAGCACCAGUGACUUUCUUCUCCGUGGCUGCACGGACGCCUGGCUGCCGAAUCUUUGGUGUCCUGCACGCGCUAAUUGGAGCGUCGCUGCAGUCUGGUCUGGUCUGGUCUCGUCUCGUCUUGUGCGUGUAUCAAAUGCCGCGCUGUAGCUGACUGCUACGCUCAUGUUUGAAAAGAUCGCGGUGAUGCUGGGAAAGGAAGACUCUCACCUGGACCUCUCGCAUCAUUUUCUCGCCCGUCGCAUCCGCUGAGCGGACGGUGCAUCUUCAGGCUCUGGCCGUGUCGCCGAUUUGAGCGGGGGGGAAAAAAGUCAACACGUGUGGCUUUUUUUUUUUUUUUUUUUUUUUGCAUGUGGACGUGCACUAAUUUGCAAUGUGGAGACUACUGCAAAUGUGUUACUACUGCUGCUGGAUUUUCUCUGGGCUCGUACCCUCCAUCGUUUUAUUCUGGGCCGAAUGCCAUCCCGUGCUGACAGGAAACCAAGCUAAGUCCUGCGCCCCUGUCCAAGACCUUCGUACAGCCGCUGAGACACGACUGCGGAGAGCUGCCAACGAAGAGACCUAUUGGGCCUACUCAGGUACGUAUGGACCAGAUGAGGGCUGGGCAUCAGCCUAUCCGGAAUGUAAGGAGAAAAACCAGUCGCCAAUCAACAUCGUGGACCAAGAUGCUAAAAUGUCCACUGAGUUUCAGGAAAUGACAUUGGAGGGCUUCGAUAGUAAAUCUUCAAACAAGACGUCGAUGAAGAACACUGGCAAAACAGUGGCCAUUAUGCUGAAAGAUGAUUAUUUUGUGAGGGGAGCAGGCCUUCCGGGGAGAUUUAAAGCAGAGAAAGUGGAGUUCCACUGGGGGCCCAGCAACGGAUCAGAAGGCUCUGAGCAUAGCAUCAAGGGCCGACGUUACCCGGUGGAGAUGCAAAUCUACAUGUACAACUCAGAUGACUUUGACAGCCUCGGCGCAGCACUCAGGGAGAAGAGAAUCAUCGCAGCCAUGGCAGUUUUCUUUCAGGUUGGAGGACAAGACAACCCGGCUGUUGAGCCCAUCAUUCAUGGCUUAAAGGGUGUGGUCCAUCAUGAAAAAGAGACUUUCUUGGAGCCCUUUGUCCUAAAAGAUCUGCUGCCGUCGUCAUUGGGCAGCUAUUACCGCUACACGGGCUCCCUGACCACUCCUCCCUGCAGCAAAAUUGUGGAAUGGAUCAUCUUCAGCAGACCCAUCUAUGUCUCUUACAAACAGUUAGAGGCUUUUUACUCCAUUUUCACCACGGAGCAACAGGACCACGUGAAGUCGGUGGAAUAUCUUCGCAGCAACUUCAGACCCAUUCAGAGCCUGGACGAUCGGCAUGUUUUCAAGUCGGCUGUCAAAGACGCCUGGUUGCCUGAGCUUUCGCACGGCGGCACAGAAUCUUCCAGAGUGUGCAGCAGCGCUCCAGUAAACAUAAAGGUGCAACACGUGAACGUAAGCGCCUUGGUGCUUGGAUGGGCACGUCCGGAGGUCAUCUACCAUCCACCUAUCCUCCACUUUCUGGUAUCCUACAGCUGGACAGCUCAUGAUGACAGCUAUGAAGAGACACACCUCACAGAUGCCAAACACAAACUGGAGGCGGUCAUCUCCCACGUCUCAGCGGAGGUUCUGUACCUUUUUCGGGUUCAGGCUGUCUGCGCCAACGACAUGCGCAGUGAUUUCAGUCAGAGCAUGCUCUUCAGAGCAAACACCACAAGAAUCUUUGAGGGGACGCGAAUCGUCAAAACCGGAAUGCCAACAGUUUCACCUGCCUCUUCGGCCGACAUGGCCCCCAUCUCCUCCGGUUCCUCCACCUGGACCUCCUCGGGCAUUCCCUUCUCCUUCGUCUCCAUGGCCACAGGCAUCGGCCCUUCUUCCAGCGGUAGUCAGGCGACGGUAGCCUCUGUGGUGACCAGCGCUUUACUCGCCGCUCUGGGCUUCAGCGGAGGAGUCAUUUCCUCCUUCCCUAGCUCGCUUUGGCCCAGCAGAUGUCACGACGUGGAUGUCGGCAGAUCCUCGGCGAGGGAGGACGGCGAGACGAGACCAGGGAGCGAAGGCGGCGGCGACAAUAAGGAUGGAGGCGGCGAGGAAAGAGAAACGGAAAAAGAGGAAGAGGAGAAAAGUGAGAAAAAGGGAAAGAAGCGGCCGGCAGAGGCAGUCGAGGAGGGCCAGGGCCGUAUGUACGACAGCGUGGCCGGGGAUGAUCCAGCCUGUGUGAAAGCGGCCGCCGCCGCAAAGGAGAAAGAAGAGACGGCAGCGGAUCCGACGUCUUGGCCCCCUGUUGCGGUGUACAACCUUGGAGCGGUUCCUGAGGGCUGCCGUUUGACGCUUAAGCUGCGAGCGACGGAGGCCCCGAAACAUCACUGUGUCUCCAUCCACUCUGUCGCCAACUGGAGCCACCGAGCGAGAAAGAGUUCACGGCUGGUGAACUGGAUGGCGCCUUUGCUUGAGGUCUCAGCUCUGUCCUUCUUCUGUCUCUCUCUCAUGCUUGCCGCACUCAUCGUGUACUGGAGACGUUGUUUUCAGACAACACCUCUCCAUGUGGAGGACAGAGGUUCGCCCAGGAUGCUGGCAGCCCCUCUCAUCCCCAUCCCCCCAGAUGACGUCAAAGAGAUUGAAGUAAAGCACUUCAUCCAGCAUGUCUCAGAGUUCUCCUUGAAUAACAUGCGAGGAUAUUCACAGGACUUUGAGGAGCUUCAGCGCUGUGGUGCACAAAUGAAAAUCACUUGGGAAAACUCCAACCGUCCUGAAAACAAGCAUAAGAAUAGAUACGUCAACAUAGUGGCCUAUGACCACAGCCGAGUGAAGUUAAGAAUUUUGCUGGGGAAGGAUUCCAAACACACGGACUACAUCAAUGCCAACUAUGUGGACGGUUACAAUAUGCCCAAAGCUUACAUCGCAGCCCAGGGCCCACUCAAGUCUACCUUUGAAGAUUUUUGGCGGAUGGUGUGGGAGCAGAAUACAGGCGUCAUUGUUAUGAUCACUAACUUAGUUGAAAAAGGACGGAGAAAAUGUGAGCAGUACUGGCCAACAGAGAAUAGUGAACAAUAUGGCAACCUAAUGGUCACACUGAAAAGCACCCGAGUCUAUGCCUGCUACACUGUUCGACAUUUUACUCUGCUGCACGCAAAAGUGAAAAAGGGUGCAAAGGGGCACCGGGCCAACAGUGAGCGGAACGUUCUCCAGUAUCAUUAUACGCAGUGGCCCGACAUGGGCGUUCCUGAAUAUACUUUACCUGUCCUGACAUUUGUUCGGAGGUCCUCUGCUGCCCAAAUGCCUGAUAUGGGGCCAAUGAUUGUCCAUUGCAGUGCGGGAGUGGGUCGUACAGGGACCUAUAUUGUCAUUGACAGCAUGUUGAAGCAGAUCAAGGACAAGCGCACUGUUAAUGUCCUGGGCUUUCUCAAACACAUACGUGCUCAGCGCAACUACUUGGUACAGACUGAGGAACAAUACGUAUUUAUCCACGAUGCCUUGGUGGAAGCCAUCUUGGCCAAGGAGAGUGAGGUUGCAGCCUGCAGCCUUCAUCACUACGCAGACACCAUCAGGACACCAGGACGCAGUGGUCGGACACGUGUGGAAAAACACUUUCAGUUGAUGACGCAGCGCAAUGGCAGAUUGACAGAGUGCUUCGCUUCUCAGAAGGAAUGCAACAAAGAGAAAAAUCGAAUCAGCUCUGUGGUGCCGUCGGAGCAAGCAAGGGUGAGCUUAGCACCUUUGCCCGGCGUCAAGGGGAGCGAUUACAUCAACGCCUCUUACAUUAUGGGUUACUACCGCAGUAAUGAAUUCAUCAUUACCCAACAUCCUCUGCCCCACAUCACAAAAGAUUUCUGGAGAAUGAUCUGGGACCAUAAUGCACAAAUGAUUGUCAUGCUGCCCAUCAACCACACACAGGAGGAGGACGAGUUUGUGUACUGGCCCAGUCGGGAGGAGCCCAUGAACUGUGAAGCCUUCACUGUCACCCUCAUCAGUCACGACUCACUCCGCUUGUCCGGCGAAGAGCAGAUCAGCAUCCACGACUUCAUCCUGGAAGCCACGCAGGAUGAUUACGUAUUGGAGGUGCGUCACUUUCGCUGCCCCAGGUGGCCAAAUCCCGAGCUGCCCGUCAGCAAAACCUUUGAACUUAUCGACAUCGUCAAGGGAGAGGCCGCCGUCCGUGACGGACCGACCGUCGUUCAUGACGAGUUUGGAGCAGUAUCUGCAGGUUUACUGUGCGCCCUCACCACGCUGUCUCAGCAACUGGAGAGUGAAGGGCUCGUCGAUGUCUAUCAAGCGGCCAAGAUGAUCAACCUCAUGAGGCCGGGGGUCUUCACGCACAUGGAUCAGUACCAGUUCCUGUAUGAAGCCCUUCUCAGCCUUGUCCACGCCAAGGAGAUCAGCUCUGGGCCUUUGGACAUGAAGCGGACCUUGUCAUCCUUGUCUGAUGAAUGGGACCAGGCAGAAAGUAGAGACUUGAGAGAGAGCGUGACCGCCGAGGAUGUCGUGGGGCUCCAAACAGCCGACACUCCCCCCAAGGAGGAGAGGAGACGUUUCAUUUUGUAACAUUGGACAUUUGGAGGCCUUUUUUGCCAGACUCUUGGUUAAAAGAAGAAGAAGAAGAAGAAGAAGAAGAAAAAACGGAUGACUUUUUUACACGGAUUUUUGGAUAUUUAUUUUUUGGGGAAGGGUUUGCAGCUGUGUUUUGAAGUUUGACUGACACUGCAUCAGCAGGGAAUGAGGAACACAAGUGGCUCAUUUCUCCUUUGCACUAUCUACGUACUACGUCAUGUCAAUGUUACCGCCUACGCUCACGCAAGCUGAUUGUUUGGACAUUCCGCAAAGUCGUUCCCUGCUAAACCAUCUGCUUCUUGCUGUGUUUGACACCACUCAUUGGCUUGAAAUGAGCCCAAGGAGGAGGGCAAGCCACCUCAGAAGCAAAAUGCAAUAACCUCCUCCUUGUUCUUGCUUCUUUUGCUUUGUACUUGCUUAUUUUUUAGAUGGCAUUCUCCCAAAGUGGUAAUAAGGUGGUGUGGUGUGGUGUGGUGUGGUGUUACAACAGUGACAGCUUUUUAUGGCUCACCUGUGCAGAUAUGAUCAGCCCCUCUUAGUAUGCGGCGUAUGUUGUCAGAGUUCACAGACUCUUCUUUGGCGUAUGUUUUUUUCCAUCUCAUUGAAAUCAUUCGGCUAGGCAAGCACAAUUUAAAGGGGAAGACAACUCCCAAAUGUCCCCUUCUGUUGGAAACACAGCAUUGUGAUUCAUAUUGCCUUUGCGGCUUAGCAGCAAAGUCGUCCUGUCUCUCUCGGGGGCCGUUUUGCCACUUGCUGUCGUCAUCGCACUCUCGGGUCGCAAGCCAUCACGCACGUUCCAUCACCUUUCUGAAGCUGAUCGCUUGUGACCUGAGAGCUAGCAAGUGAAACAAAGCCAGCCAGCAGUUUUGCUACUUAAGCCACAAAUGCAAUCUUCCUCACAACGCCACCUAUUAUUUAUUGCAAAACCAAUAUGGAAGUUGACUUCCCCUUCCCAAAGUCUCAUCGGUCAAGUGAAAAAGCUUGCUAUUGGAAGGACACUGGAUGAUAUGCAAGGGAACAUACGUAUACUCAGCAAGUUCUAUGCAACAGGUUGAAGAAAACCAAAACAGGGUGUGAUCCUCAGUGUCCUGUAUCGUCUGACCUCCGGAUAGAGACAGUUGACAUACAAAUUGCUUUGAAGCAAGUCACUUGAUGUCUGUCCCAUUUCUUAAGUGCAUGGACUAGAAACAGAGAAGCGGACGUCAUCAAAGUUCUCUCUUUUCGAUACAUUGUUUGGAGCGUUCUUAUUCUUGAUUGAGUUGACCUGCUGCUUUUUCACUCCUUCAUGUUUGGACGUUACAAAUGCCGCAAUGACCUCUUUGGGCAGCGCGCUGGGUUACCGCUGUACUCUUUUCCAUUGGAUGGCUUUAUACCUAUGGCUGCAGUUUUCAGACAAAUGUUGACUUUAUUUAUGACUGAACUGCAUUAGUGGAGCUUCACGAAGAACCAUAGCAUUCUAAAUGAUGUACCUAAUUGAAAGGAACUCCGUCAUAAAGCGAGGAGCCUCCCCGUGUAGUAUGUACGUCAUAUGUGCAAUAUGUUUCAAACAAUUUGCCCCUUGAUAUCGGGUGCAAUUAAGUUACAUUUACACUCAAUCCUAGACACAGGACAAAACAAAUCAGUUAAGAGGCAACUGUGGUACCUUGACGGUUGAAAGAUUUUACCAAAGUUUUCUGGCACUGACUUCUUGCUGGGUAAGGGUAAGGGUUAGGGUUAGCCCUAACCCCCCCGAAAUGGGGCCUGAAUCCCUUUGCACCACAUCUGUAUUCCCGUCUGUGUUUCAUCACCCAAAAACAAGACGUCCGUAUUGUCAUCAUUAUCUUUUACAAAUUGGCAAUCAAUUGAUUUUAUGCGUGGAAAAUACAUUCUGUAAAGGACUUUGCGCACAAGUUUCAGACAAAGAAAAAAGCAGCCAGGAUAUGAUUCCUUUUUUAUUAUUCCUAAAAAAACCUCUUGAAUCUUUGUUGUCUACAGCCUGUUCAGCAUUGCAAAUGAGAAUCCAUUGGUAAUUGCCUUUCUGUUGGCAAGGAGAGCUAAAAAAUGUCAAUGAAUUGCAAAUUGUACACAGUUGUAACAUCAACCUCUGUGCCGUGAAUGGCAAGCAAGCAGAUGCUGAAUCUCCUAUCUGAAGUUUGUCGGAUGAUUUUGCUCGGUUUGUCCACGUUUGAAAUACCUUGAUCUGGGUUCUCAAGUGCGCAUUGCUGCAUAUGCCAUUUGCAUAGGAGAAAUUGUUCACCUAUCAUUUCUUUCAUGACAUUUCUCAGUGCUGUCACACACAGCUGUGCUGUGAAUAAGCGAUGGAUGUAGUAUAUAUUUUGUUCACCCUUCCCUGAGAACUGGGACAGAGGAUAGGCGUCGUUAUUUUACUUGAUGGGUUUUAUUUUCUAUUUUAUUUUUUCUCAACACGAUUUCCAAUGUUCUGAAAAUGUUCACAAAACCUAUUUUUAACAUGAGGCACGUUUGAGUACAGCCAGUUAGUUCCCCCCCAGCAUUCAGUAAUCAGUAUUCUAUUCCGCUUUCCACCCUUCAUGUAGAAUCAGGCAGUAAUUGGGAUUUUAAGAUGAACAUGGAUUUCUUUCUUUCUGAUUCUUUUUUUUUUUUCUAAGCCAUAUGGAAUCAUUCGACUAUAGUGUUAUUUAAUAUGUAAAUGGUAUUGCUUAUUGAUUAUACAUACAAUAAAACAUGUUCUGGGAUUGUUA